AAUUCCAUCCUGGCCAUAGCUGGGGACGACGAGACAGUCCGGCUGUGUGACAUCAACACUCAGAAGGUGCUCUGUGAGUUCGAGGCUCAUGAAACCAGGGUGAAAUCGGUGGACAGUUUCACCGUGGACGACUUCUGUGUUCUGGUGACGGCGUCAAACGAUGGCUUCAUCAAAAUGUGGAAACUUAACCUUGAGUCCUUGGAGCCUCCGGUCCUCCUGGGGAAGGUGAAUACUACGGCUCGGUUGACCUGUCUGGCCGUGUGGAAGCCCACCACUCUACAGGAGCCUCCCCCAGAGGUCAAAACAGAACCUACCACAUCUCACGACGUCAAGGAUGUACUGGAGCUUGAGAAGAAGAGGAAGAGGGUCAGGAUCUCGACUGUAGAAGUGGUCCAAGAGGAAGAUGCUUCACCCAAGAAGAAAAAAGAUGGUGGGAAAAAAAAGCUGAAAACUUAAUAAAAAAAUAAAAUAUUUAAAAAAAU
Oncorhynchus masou masou (cherry salmon) is the source of this 482-nucleotide messenger RNA. Its product is annotated as p21-activated protein kinase-interacting protein 1-like. Lineage: Eukaryota; Metazoa; Chordata; Actinopteri; Salmoniformes; Salmonidae. The annotation marks the transcript as partial. Gene Ontology annotation, molecular function: protein binding. The transcript has 4 exons. The record is from RefSeq and is a predicted model, not a curated record.